CCGUCCCUUCGCACAUGCGCAGAAGACUUCGCAACGACAACUUCCUGCAAAAUAGUGCUCCCUAACAACAGACAAAGCUUCAUAUGGUGGAUUCAGCUGAAGACGCUUAAAUAAAAGUGUUCCUCCAUCACUCUUUCAAUGCAGGGUCCCGCCGGGCUCUGCCGGUACAUAGAGUAGGCUGAGCGUGCAGACAUGUCGGGUCGCUCCGCCGCAGAGAUGGAUGACUCGCAGGAGCUGCCGGCAAAGAAAGCCAAGAUUGACAUCGACAGUGGACCGAAGAAAGAGCCGGGUAAUCUGGGUGAUGAUGGGAGCCCAGCUGCUGUUUUAGGUUCAUCAGAGCAGGAUAGCUCCUACGCUGCGCUGUCAACCACCCAAAUUGAUCCAGGUGAACAGGAGCAGUCCAGCGCAGACCGGGGGCCUGCGUCCCAACCAUGUGCCGACUCAAUUAACUCAUACGGUCAUUCUGCCUCCGACGCCACAGUCACGUCUGAAUACACCCAACAGGUUUAUCAGGGAAGCACCCCAGCAGUAACGUCAUACACCGGUCAGGUGGCGUUUCCCCCUCUGGGCCAGUCCACUGUGUACUCAUCCUUCCCCCAGACAGGCCAGACCUACGGCCUCCCACCUUUUGGUGCUAUGUGGCCAGGCAUAAAAACAGAGACAGGGCUGCCUGAUGCACCCUCUGGUGGCCAGUCUGGGUUUCUCAGCUUCAGCUCCACAUAUACCUCAACCCAGCCAGGCCAGCUGCACUACUCAUACCCCAGCCAAGGCUCAAGCUUCACAACAUCCAGUGUGUACUCCAACAUCCCUUCAGCUACAGCCGCAACUACAACCUCCUCAGCAGUGGCCCAUCAGGAUUUUAGCAGCUAUAACUCUCUGGGACAGAGUCAGUUCUCUCAGUACUACACUCUUCCUUCCAGCUACGUGCCCGCUGGGCUUCCCAGCAGCGAUGAGCACAGCGGUGGUGUGGGGGUAGCCGGAUAUUCAGCGGUGAAAUCGGAGGAGGCUGCAUCAGCUGGACUGCCUCCCAGAGAUGCGUCCCCAGCAGAAAACCUGCCCGUAGGCGCGGCUCUGCCCACAAAUGUGGCAGUCCCUGCUGGAGCUCGAGACCAGGACGAGGUUGGCCGCAGAAACUCGGUGGGCAAAUCCAAAGGGAAGGGCAAGAAGUCUGACAACUCUGUGCCUCCUGACACUGACCUGGAGCGCAUUUUUUUAUGGGAUUUGGAUGAAACCAUCAUUAUAUUCCACUCAUUGCUCACCGGCUCUUACGCACAGAAGUUUGGCAAGGACCCAGCGACUGUGCUGAACUUGGGCUUACAGAUGGAGGAGCUGAUCUUUGAGCUGGCAGACACCCACCUUUUCUUCAACGACCUGGAGGAGUGUGAUCAAGUCCAUGUUGAGGAUGUGGCCUCUGAUGACAAUGGACAGGACCUGAGCAACUACAACUUCAUGGCAGACGGCUUUAAUGGCCCCAGCAGCGGAGGUGCAUCGGGAGCCACCACGGGAGUCCAGGGGGGGGUGGAGUGGAUGCGCAAACUGGCCUUUCGCUACCGCCGGCUAAAAGAGAUCUAUAACAGCUACAAGGGAAAUGUUGGGGGCCUGCUGAGUCCCAUGAAGAGGGAGCUGCUUUUAAGGCUUCGGUCCGAGAUCGAGAACGUUACCGACGCCUGGCUGAGCACGGCACUGAAGUCUCUGCUGCUCAUCCAGUCCAGGGGGAAGUGUAUGAACGUGUUGGUCACCACGACUCAGCUGGUUCCAGCUCUGGCCAGAGUGUUGCUCUACGGCCUGGGAGAGGUCUUCCCCAUCGAGAACAUCUACAGUGCCACAAAAAUAGGGAAAGAGAGCUGCUUCGAGAGGAUCAUCUCUCGCUUCGGGAAAAAAGUGACGUAUGUGGUGAUAGGCGACGGUCGAGAUGAGGAGUUUGCAGCGAAACAGCACAACAUGCCUUUCUGGCGGAUCUCCAAUCACGGCGACCUCGUGUCCCUUCACCAAGCGCUGGAGCUGGACUUCUUGUAAUGAGGAUGCGGCUGAUUUAUUGCACACUAAAAGGGAAAUUGUCGUCGUCAUGUCGGUGACUUGUGGAGUGAAACUGUGUGCGUGCCCAACAAUACACACUCACCUGUUAGAAAUCUGCUCUAACUGUGUGAGCACUCGUGACUCGCUGUGUGAUGGUAAACGUAUUGAGGCGGGCUUUGGGGCGGAGCUGCCUGUGAGAAACAAACUGGACGCUUCAGUGGGCAGAGGCCCCCCCCUCGCCCGGCACUCCCUCCUCUACGGCAGCUAAGCUCACCGCGGCUGAAACUGGCACUGAUUUGGACACAGAAGGGACGACAUGAUUAUCAGUUUCUUCGCGGUUUUUGGCUUUCAUUUUCACUUAAGCAUCAAACUGUCCUGCAGUAACAUCAUCUCUCUCUCUGAGUUUAAACAGCUUAAAAGCCGCUGUUGUUGUUUGUCAGCGGCUUUCUCUUUGAGCUUUAUUUUGAAAAAUCUGUUUCUGGGGUGACUUGAAAGCAUCAUUUUGUUUUGUUUUAGUUCCUGACAGUCAUCAUCAAGCAUCAAAUAAUCCCACUUUUAUUUGUUCCUCAUUGCCUCUCAUGUAGUCCAUUAUUAAACUAAAGGUACUCAGUGAGGCUAAAAAAAAUUAAUGUGUCACAACAUCACGAUCUGACCAAACCAGCCAUCGGUCAACACCGUCAGGUCUGACCUCUCCACUGUGUUACAGCAGGUUCGGUCACUGACCGUGUGCCGAGGAUCAGACACGCUAACUGAAAGACACAAUACAGGAAGUGGUGGAAGCGUGGGAAAACAGUGCACUGAGCAUGCUCAUAAAUACACGGAGUAGAAGGGUCACUUUUUUUUUUUUUUAUUUCCCCUGUGUGGGAUCUUCAGACUCGAGACUUAAGUUGAUGUUUUAUCAGGUGAGAACUAUAAAUGGUAACAUAACACUGACAAAGUCACAAAAGUAAUAUCUCAGUAAUAUAAAAGUAAUAUCCUCCAAUAACGCUCCAGGACUGAAAGUUAGACUUUCCUAAUAUUUGGUAUGAUUUUCUCUGGACUACGUAUGCAGACAAACUCCACAUGAGGCUUAAAUAUCUGCAGCCGGUGUGGUUCUCCUUUCCUGCUCCUCAUGUAGAAAAAGCUUCUCUAAAAACCUCGUUGGCUGAUGUGAGUGAGGUCACUGAGCUGAAAACGCUUUUUCCUGGCUGAUGAUGUUUUCGGGCUCGUACGUUUUUUUUUUUUUUUGUUUGUUUUGGGUUGUUGUGUUUGGGCAGCGAUAAUCAGCACUCUCUGUGUCGGGCUCCUCAGAGCGCACUCCCAAAGUGUCCUUGAAAUCCCACAGAGGGGUUGGAGUGACACGAAAUCAUGACGCGAACGUCCGCAGCGUCGUACUGGCUGUACCGUGUUCCUGCACUGUGAUCUGAAGCUGUUAAUGCCCGUUAAAGAAUGCUGGUCUGGUCUUUUAAAGCUCCUUCAGGUACAAGUGAACUGGAAUAUUUCAGAUUAAUGGGAGUUCAUCUUUUCUUCAUAAGCUAGUCUCCAACUCCCCCGUCUUUCUAAAGAAAAACUUACAAACCCGACUUUUGGAAAAAUGUUAAACUCCUAAAGGUCAUGUAGCAUUUUUUUUUAAAUUUCUGAAGUGACCGUGGACAACUUGACCCUGCUAACAUAACCUGAUCCAUGCUUUCUGAUGAUUAGGAAAAUACGAGCACCCACGACGGGAUUACUGAACGGGCCCAGCGGGCACAGAUUUCAGAGGAAAGCAUAAAAUACUCGGGUGGUGUUUUUAGUUGUUGGGUUGUUGAUUUUCUUUCUUUUUGUUUAAAAGUAUUUUUUCAUUGUUUUAGCAAAAUGCCAGAAAACUUACAGCUGAGUAUUUUUGGCUUUUGGUGAAAAACAAGCAUUUUACAGAUAAAGUUAUAUUGAAUUUAUUAAUUAAGAGUAAAAUAAUUGGUUGCAGUCUUAUUUCUGUGUAUGAAAAGGCAGUAAAAUGCAAAUAUUAUUAUAAUAAAGCAAAAAGAAAACAAACUGCUUUCCAAACCACCUCAGAUCCUUCAUCAUCACUCAGCCACAGCACAGCCCACACUCCUGCUCAGUCAUAUUGGAGGGAAUCACAAACAAAGGAUGCAGUGCAAUAAACUUCUACUUUGCUCGUCGACUGUAUUUCAGAGGGUUUUUCUUUUUGUUCUGUAAUCGGCACCGAGCGCAGAGCGGUCGACCUUCCCGGUCUGAACGAGAUUAAGACUGAACAAUAACUGAGCCUGAAGAAGAUUUUCACACACAUGCAGCUUGACCGUUACGAAUGUGUAUUUCUGUGUAGUUUUGUGUCCUGCGUGACUGUGUGCAUAUUUAUAUUGUGCCUUUAUCCAUUAUCUUUCUGCUUAAUCUCAAAGGGAAAUCUCUCUUUAUGUUUGAUACAUGUAUCUCUGUUAUUAUCCAAAGUGUUAUUUUACUGUGUUUUAAUCUUUUUUAAAGUGCUGUCAGGAUUUUCUUUUCUUACUGACUUUUGUGACUUGAUGCUUCUGUCUGCACUGCGACUGAAAGCUCGACAUGCACAGCGGCUCAAUGUUUAAGGAACGCUUCGAUCGUGGGAUUAAGAUGGAAGUUUGGAGUGAGGAUAUUUCCGAUUUUUCUCAAAAAUCAGACGUUUUCCUCCUUUUGAAGAGGAGAUUUUUUUUUUCCUUUGCUGUGAAACAUUUAGUGUCGCUUAGACAAUCAUAAUCAUGAUGUUGGUGUCUUUUAUCGCAGGUCAGAAGGUGAAAGCAGCUUUAACAAAGCGCGCUUGUUCUGUCGUUCAGUUCCUUCCUGAAUGAAUCCGAGGAAAAACGAGAAAACUGAGACUUUUGCAUCUGUUCAGCUUCUUGAAUGUUGAUUUCUUUCCUUUGUCUGCAUGUUGUGUCUGUUUGGAAGUUUAUAUCAUGGCUGUACAUAAAGACCAUGAAACGUUUAAGGGACUAUAAUCUUAAUUCUUUUCUUUUCCAUGCCAAAUAUUGCCAUUACUCAAAACUCUGUUGAUUUUAUGCAUUUCAUCUCAUUUUCAGUCACGUGAGGCUGUUUGGGGUCACAUAGAGACGCUCAUAAUAAUCAAUGCUAAUUAUUUAAUGACAGUAAUCACUAUUUCCUCCCAGCUGCCCUGUGAGGUUUUCCUGUGUAAG
This is a messenger RNA of Archocentrus centrarchus (flier cichlid), 5153 nucleotides long. It is a transcript of the gene eya3, whose product is annotated as EYA transcriptional coactivator and phosphatase 3. The record is from RefSeq and is a predicted model, not a curated record. NCBI's taxonomy places the organism in Eukaryota, Metazoa, Chordata, Actinopteri, Cichliformes, Cichlidae. The transcript is spliced from 19 exons. Gene Ontology annotation, biological process: negative regulation of extrinsic apoptotic signaling pathway in absence of ligand; positive regulation of DNA repair; cell differentiation. Gene Ontology annotation, cellular component: nucleus. Bases 193 to 2016 code for a protein of 607 amino acids. Gene Ontology annotation, molecular function: protein tyrosine phosphatase activity.